Molecule: messenger RNA, 546 nt
Organism: Drosophila virilis
Lineage: Eukaryota; Metazoa; Arthropoda; Insecta; Diptera; Drosophilidae
Gene: hoka
Product: hoka
Source: RefSeq, a predicted model, not a curated record
CAAUUAGCGACGAACACGAUACAAAACUCAACGACUACGACGAAAAUGAUGUGGCCCAAGAAGUGCUCCACCUACCUGGUGAUAUGUUUGGUUCUACUGGCAUGCUUCAUGCAGGAAACGGAGGCCACGCGACGCGUGAAUCGCGGACGACGCACUCUCACACGCAGAUACUUUUCUGGACUUGCCAUACCCGGCUGGGCUGUGGUUGCCUGCGUCGCUGUGGCUGAGCUGCUGCUGGGCGCUGCUCUCUACUUUGCCAUGUACAAGAUCAUAUUGGACAAGGAGCCGGAGCAGGCGAGCACCUAUACGCCCGCCCCGACGCACGAUUCGUCGGCGGGCGUGCAGCCGGCACACACCGUGCAGCCCGACACAACACACACUGUGCAGCCCGUGCAACCUGUACAGGUGGCGCCAACGCAUGCCACAAGCAUUGCCUAGAAGCCGGAAGUGCUAUAGCUCUUGCAAUUGACUAAACUAAACAAUACCAAAGUAGACAUAAAUAUACAAAUCUACGUGACACGUUCCGUAUAUUCUUUGAGUUUUUUA